CUGUCUAAGAAGUAAGGACUGAGGAGGCGUUUUGUAAACACUAAACAGUCAACAGUGAUUGAUUAGAAUUGUAUUAUUUAAAUUGUUUACUCCUGUCCUGUGAUUGUCGGCAAACUUUAGUUCUCUCUCUACAAGUUUUUUCUGACUGAUAACAUCGGUUUUCAAAAGUAAAAUCCAAAUUUAAAAAAACUUUUUAACCCUAGUUUAAAUUUUAUUUUAACCUAACUUCAGGAUAUUCAAAUCUUGUUAUGUUAAAAUAUUGAAGUUAUUUGUCAAGAAUCAUAAUACCGUUACAUAUUUAAUGUAAUUCAGUACUUAUUGUAGCUAUUUGGUUAUAAGCAUCAUGACGGUGGCCAUACUAAAUGCUCAUGAUGAACACUGUACCAAAGGAGCUUUGACAGGGAUAUUUGGAUGGUUGCUGCAAUUUAUUCUAGCAUCACUGGCCUUUACAUGUCUUAUAGCCAAAAGAUAUUGUGAACCAAGAUUUGAAAGACGGCCGUGGAGAAUAUGGUUUUACGACACUUCUAAACAAGGUCUUGGAUCGUUGUUCAUGCAUAUGUCCAACAUAUUUAUAUCAGGGCGGUUUCAAGGUGAUCCUUGUACUUGGUACAUAAUAAAUUUUCUGUUGGAUUCUUCAGUUGGACUUUUGAUCAUUUAUAUUGGAAUCCGAUUAACUCAGUUUAUUGCAAAAGAGAAAAAAUGGAGUGCAAUUAAUUUUGGUGAAUAUGGGAUGCCUCCAUCAACACAUGCUUGGAUGAUGCAGUGUUGUCUCUACAUCUUGCUCAUGUUUGUGGUAAAAGUGAUCAUCACACUCCUUAUCCAGUUCAAGUUCUGGACAAAAGUACGUGAGUUCAUCCUUUAUCCCUUUCCAAACCAAGAUGUUGAGCUUGCCGUCGUCAUGUUGAUUAUACCCCUUGUGGUGAACGCAAUGAUGUUUUGGGUAACAGAUGACUUCUUAAUGCAUCGGUCUGCAGAUAAAAGUAACAGACUAUUACAAAAAACAAAAAUACAUUAUCGGCACGUGAUGCUCCCAAGAAAUGAGUCUGAUUCUGAUGUGGCUUUAACAACAGAUGAGGAGAUUUUGGAAGAAAGCAUUCGCCACAACCAGUCGUCUGUGCUUUCAUGAUCCUCUCCAUGCUUCAGCAUGAGACAUCACAUUCGGUGGUAUAAUGUGGCUGAAUUUUGCAGGAUCUCCAAAAUCACACCAAAUUAGUAUUUAAGGGUACUUAAGUUAUUUAUUAUUAUUAUAUUAUUGUGUUUUAUUUAAAGUUUAUAACUAGCUUCACAGAUGCAGUGGUCUUCUAUCAUCACAUAAAUAUAUUUAUUCCAUUAUAUCGCUUCACAGAUGCAGUAGUCUUCUGUCAUCACAUAAAUAUAUUUAUUCCAUUAUAUCGCUUUACAGAUGCAGUGGUCUUAUAUCAUUACAUAAAUGUAUUUAUUUUAUUUUAUUGUUUAUUGUGUUAUAAAUUUUACUACUAGCUUUACGGAUACUGUGUUCUUAUAUCAUUCCAAAUAAAUAUAUUUAUUUAAUUUUA
Molecule: messenger RNA, 1535 nt
Organism: Homalodisca vitripennis (glassy-winged sharpshooter)
Lineage: Eukaryota; Metazoa; Arthropoda; Insecta; Hemiptera; Cicadellidae
Product: store-operated calcium entry regulator STIMATE-like
Exons: 6
Coding region: 344-1126 (260 amino acids)
Cellular component (GO): membrane
Source: RefSeq, a predicted model, not a curated record